AUGGCUUCUUUCCAACUUGAUGACCAGGUUCUAGUACAAGAGACUAUGUUCGUGAGAACAUUGACCUUGAACAGGCCUCGCCAACUGAACACCCUUUCCCUUGAAAUGAUCUCUCAGCUGUCAGAACUUUUCCUGGCCUAUGAGGACGAUGCCAAUGCCAAGUUGAUCAUUCUCAAGGGUAGAGGAAGAGCAUUUUGUGCUGGCGGCAAUCUAGCCGCCGUGCAUCGUCACUUUCUUGAAGGAAAUCUGAAAUAUGGUGAAAAAGUUAGUCAGAAGAUCAUCAACUUAACCUAUUUGAUAGCAACAUACACUAAACCCCAGGUUUCAAUUCUGAAUGGGAUUGCCAUGGGAGCUGGGGUUGGUAUUUCAGUACACGGAAAAUUCCGUGUAGCAACAGAGAAUUCGAUCUUCGCAACGCCAGAAAAUGGUCUGGGAUUUUUUCCUAAUGUGGGUGCUUCUUAUUUCUUGUCAAGACUUCCUGGAUUUUUUGGAGAGUAUUUGGGUCUCACAGGUGCCAGGUUGGAUGGUGCUGAAAUGCUUGCUUGUGGUCUAGCAACUCACUUUCUUCCCUCAGCCAAAUUGCCUCUACUGGAAAAAGCUCUGAUUUCCAGAGCAGCUUCAGCUACUUCCUCAAGCUUUGAUCUUGCUUUUAUUUCAGCAAUUAUAGACGAACACUCCCUACAGAAACCGGCUCUGAACGAGAAAAGUGCUCUUCACAAAUUGGAUGUCAUUGACAAGUGCUUCUCCAGACCAACUGUUGAAGAAAUCUUAAGUGCCCUUGAGAGGGAGGCUGCAGAAGCACACAUGGCAGAUGAUGACCAUCGUCAUGAAUGGUUAGCUUUGACGAUUCGUUUACUGAAGAAGGCGUCGCCGAUGAGCUUGAAGAUUUGUUUGAGAUCCAUUAGAGAAGGAAGGGUGCAGGCAAUUGACGAAUGCCUUGUCCGCGAGUACAGAAUAACUAGCCAUGUACUGCGAGGGCAAAUAAGCAAGGACUUCAGAGAAGGUUGCAGAGCUAUCGUGUGGGACAAGGAUAAGAAACCAAAGUGGAAGCCUUCCAGUUUGGAGCUCAUCACUGACCAUAUGGUUGAUCACUACUUCUCUAAGUUGGAUGGUGAUGAAGAAUUAAAGCUCCCUCAAAGAUCCAACUUGCCUGCAUUUGCCAAUGCCAAGCUUUGA
This is a messenger RNA of Prunus avium (sweet cherry), 1176 nucleotides long. Its product is annotated as 3-hydroxyisobutyryl-CoA hydrolase 1-like. The record is from RefSeq and is a predicted model, not a curated record. Gene Ontology annotation, biological process: L-valine catabolic process. Lineage: Eukaryota; Viridiplantae; Streptophyta; Magnoliopsida; Rosales; Rosaceae. Gene Ontology annotation, molecular function: 3-hydroxyisobutyryl-CoA hydrolase activity.